Messenger RNA from Trichoplax adhaerens, 2397 nucleotides. RefSeq lists its product as uncharacterized. The transcript is spliced from 7 exons. Gene Ontology annotation, molecular function: ADP binding. The record is from RefSeq and is a predicted model, not a curated record. Lineage: Eukaryota; Metazoa; Placozoa; Uniplacotomia; Trichoplacea; Trichoplacidae. Bases 1 to 2397 code for a protein of 798 amino acids.
AUGGCAAAUCAACAAGAGGCUGGCAAAUGGCCAGAAGAUUUUGAUGACAGUCAAUUCAAGAAUGGAUCAAAGAUUAAACAAUUUUUAAUCACCUUCAUUAAAAAUUUUAUCUCAGUGUUGCAAGAGAUGUCUAAUAUGCUUGAACUUCAAAUUGAAUUAAAGUCAGGGAUAAUUGCAGAUUCUACAUCACAAUUUCUGGAUGGUAUUAAAUCCUUUCUAUUAGCAGUCUCGCAUGAUGGACUGUAUAAUAUAGCAAAGGGAAACGAAAUAAUACAAAGACUAAUCGACGAAAUUACCGAAAGGCGCGAUCGUAAAUUCAUCAAAAAAAUUAUUGACCGUCUAACUCCCAACAAAGAUAGCAUUAAAUUAGCUAUAUCCAUAAUGGCUUGCGAUCUUGUCAGAAUCUAUGAGCAGCAAAUAUCUAUUAUUUCUGGUUAUAGCGAUAAUUACUACGUUAAAAAAUUUGCAAAUGAUAUGGUCAAGGUGAUCAUCAGGUACAUUUUAAAUGAGGAAGAUCGCCCACCGGAAAAGCCGACUGAUAUUGCGAAAUUUGUUAUCCCAUGUCUUUUUAAUCCUAAUUUUGCCAAAAAAAAGUGGUUCAAAAUAAAGAAGGGAAGUGAAUUAGAAAUAGUCUUACAAGAAAAUGGAAAGCUGAAAAAAAUCAAUUCACCAGAUUUAAUUAUCAAUACUGGAAUUAGAGUAAAGGUGAAUAAUUCUUUUAAGUGCUAUGAUCUAAGCCACGGUGGAAAAAUUGCUCUAUAUGGCUUCCGACAGUUGUCCUUUUUCAGCAUUGGCAACCAUAAAGACAUAGUGAACGGCAUCAACGAUAUUACGCAUCAAAUUAAUAUCAAUGAUCAAUCAUUAUAUCAGUAUAAAAGCAAAUUAAGCGGAAAUCUAGAUAUGGAAUCCUUUAUUCAUUAUGCUGAACAGGUUCUAAAUGUCGCCACACAGAAAGAUCGAUUUGAAAUCACUGCUACGGUCAAUGAUGAUCAAAUCAAUAUAAUUACCACAUUAUUAACAGAGGAUAUUUCAAAUUUAAUCAAUGAUAAAAUGGAUACGUUCAAAAUCUACCUGAAAGAAGCGUUUGGGAAAGAAAUGAAAGAGAUGAAAGAGAUACUAGAGAAGAUUGCAAAGUAUCAGGAUUUGAUUACAAAUGAAAAAUUCAUUUUAACUAACUCAAUUGAAGAGAUUUCAAAGGCUUUUAACAUUCAUACUAAAAAGAUGAUAGAAAAUCUAGAAAAAGCAGGAACUGAACGAAAGCAAAUUUUAGCGCUUAAUCUUAGAAUAGAGCAAAAGUUAGAUGGUUUAGUAAAUCAAAUACAGAGCAAUCCCACAGAUGCAUCAGGUCUUAAUCAACCCAACCGGAAUAUAUCACAAGAGAGCGACAAUUUGCUAAAGAAUUUUCCGAUCGUACCGGACAGUCACUAUAUUCGUCGAGAAAAAUGGAUAACUAAAAUUUGUGAUCAAUUAAAGGAAAUUGGCACGAAUGGCGGUCAAGUUUUAAUCUAUGGUUCCCCAGGAAUUGGUAAAACUGUAGCAGUUGCUCAAGCAGUAGAGCGAAGUGUAAUUGAGCUAGGCCACUUUCAAUCCUAUAAAGCAUAUUGGCUAGAUAUAGGUAAAAUAAAUGAAGAUCAGCUAGCAGAAAAGUUAAAAAGCUUGUAUCAAAUUCUUAGUGGUUCAAAAGUCUUUUCCAAUGAAUUGCCCAGCAUUCUGGAUAAUAUUAAUAGACUCUUUGAAGAGGAUAAGAAAGUAGGAAAUAAUCUAUUUGUUUUUGAUGAUAUUUGGCAUCCUUCAUAUUAUAAUUAUUUUAAAUUUGCUAAAAAAUCAAUCGCUACAUCAAGAGAAAUUAAUCCGAAUAAUAAAUUGCAGCCCUCAAUCGAAAUAUCGGAAGGUUUUACCGAUAUUGAAGUUCGUGAGGUUUUUAAGAAAUAUGAAAAAAUAGAGAAUGCCGAAAUUUGCAAAGAGGACCCGUGGAUUGAUGAUAUAAUUAUAGCUUCCGGAGGCUUACCUUUAGCUAUUGGCUUAAUUGGCGGCCUUGGUUUAAGAACCAAUGAGCAGUGGAAAAAUGCUCUUAAUUCCAUCAGAGAUGCGAAAUGCCCCAUAAAAAUUCCAAAUUAUGAAAAUAAUCUAUGGGGAACAGUGGAGUUAAGCAUAAAAAAUUUAGGUGAACAUGAGCAAAAAUUUCGGCAACUUGGUGCCUUUAAAUACCCAAAAGUAUCCAUUGAUUCUAUUACAUCAUUAUGGCAGUGUGAAAAAGAAGUAGGACAAAGUAUUUUGAGGAAAUUUCAUAGUAAAUCAUUGCUAAAAUCUUUAGAUUACGAAAGUAGUAGCUCUGACAAUGAAGUUGAAAGAGCUUUUAUUGAUCCUAUAUUAGUCUUUAAUGUAAUAAAGAAUUGA